Messenger RNA from Uloborus diversus, 748 nucleotides. RefSeq lists its product as uncharacterized. Bases 153 to 527 code for a protein of 124 amino acids. Lineage: Eukaryota; Metazoa; Arthropoda; Arachnida; Araneae; Uloboridae. The transcript is spliced from 4 exons. The record is from RefSeq and is a predicted model, not a curated record.
AACAAACGUGAUUCCAUUCUUCAGUUUCGUGUUGGGUGUUGGUGAAAGGAUUUCAAACUCGCUAUAGUUUGAGGAAUGCAGUGAAAAAUUGAAUUUCAAAUUUAUCGUCGGAAUUUUCAGAGAAAAUCGGAGAUUUUACAAAACGAGUGAUCAUGGGUCAAAUGACGUUAUUGUUUGUUGUAGUUCUAGCUGUGGGGCUGACCAGCAUUUGCGCAGACAUGAUGCGCAAGAGCAUUGUAUUCGACGAGAAGAACCCCAAGUACUUUUAUUGUCCCCAAGAGAAGCCUAAAGGAAUGAACAAGAUGCUGGUCAAGGCUAGACCACUGGACAAACUCUGUGAAUUUGAAGGAAAUCCGCCGAAGGAAUUCAAAUCCGAUUGUUACAACGACAUCGACGAAUCGGAUUACGCAUGCGCAGAGAAGGAGAGAAUAAUGAUGAGAUUGAAUCCUCCCAACGACACCGAAACCACAACAAUGAGCACCACUACUACGAAGACGUAUUUGAAAUCUCGUCCCAAGAAGCAGUAAACAACGGUCGCAGUUAAUCUACUUCUCCGGCAGCUAUAAAUUCUUGCAUUCCAUUUUGCGAGAGCCCUGUGAUUGAUCCGUCCAAGGAGUUAUCGAUAACGAUCUGGGUUUCGGGUUUUAAUGCUUAAUUUUUAUUUUAUUUCUUGGGUGUUGUUAUUUAUUGUCUUCCAAGAUGAAUGACUAAUUGUCAGUUAAGAUUUAAUUAAACUUUUUUUACUAUA